CGGAUUAGUACUCGGGGCUCUCGCUGUUGUUGAUCUGUCACACUGCACAUUGUCUGUCACACAUUCUAUUUCACGUGUCCCCUCACAUUUCUGUUCCUCCGGCCAAUCAGCGCGCUGAGGGCGGAUCCAGGUAACUGGGACAACCAAUGAUCGCCCCAGUGGGCGGGGGAAUAAAGGACUGCACUCACGUGUAGCACGGAAUGGUUGGGAGAAUCUGCGAGUGAAAGAAUCAGAAGAGGAGGAGAGAGGAGAGGAGAGGAGAGGAGAGAGAGGACCGACCAUAGAGGAGGACAGACUGACAUUCCUUCCCUCUACUUCUCUGCAGGAAUUCUCAUCAUAUAUAGAAAACUAUGUGACCCCCCUGAGCCCAUCACCCACCAAUAUCUUCACCCCCUGAGCCCAUCACCCUCUGAACACUCUGCUAGCCUGAGCCCAUCACUCUCCACACUAUCGUCUUCAUUCUACAUCUAUUCUCUGGUCCCUCACAACACUGAUUGGCCAAGACGGAGGGGAUGAACGGAUCCUGCGAGCCCCCUCCCCCUCUCGCGGAGAGGGGGAGGAGAACACGGGGGGCGCGGGAGAUGGAGGGGACUCAGCAGGACGAGACGGACACCAACAGCCACGGAUCCAGCGGGAACGAGUCCAACGGGAACGAAUCUCGGCAGAGCCGGAGCUCCCACAGCAGCACGAGUGGCAAUGGGAAAGAUUCGGCCAUGUUGGAGGCGACCGAGAGCAGCAAGAGCACAAACUCUAACAGCCCCUCGCCUCCCAGCAGUUCCAUCGCAUACAGUCUCCUGAGCAAUAGCUCCGAACAGGACAACCCUUCCACCAGCGGCUGCAGCAGUGAACAGUCUGCCAGGGAGAAAAAUCAAAAAGAAUUAAUGAAGGCCUUGAAGGAACUGAAAAUCCGCCUGCCGUCCGAAAAAAGAAAAGGCAAAUCUGGGACUCUUGCCACACUGCAGUACGCACUUUCCUGCGUCAAGCAAGUCCGAGCUAACCAAGAAUAUUACCAGCAGUGGACCAUCGAUGAGUCCCAGCCAUGUAGCCUGGACAUGUCCAGCUUCACUAUUGAGGAGGUGGAAAGCGUCACAUCGGAGUACACGCUAAAGAAUCCUGACACAUUCGCUGUUGCUGUCUCCUUUAUCACCGGCCGCAUUGUCUACAUCUCUGACCAGGCCUCCCAUAUCCUGCAUUGUAAAAGAGACGUGUUUAAAGGAGCAACUUUUGCUGAGUUUCUGGCCCCGCAAGAUGUCAGUGUCUUCUAUGGGUCUACAGCACCUUAUCACCUCCCAUCCUGGAGCAGCUGCAUAUCUGGAGAUACGGCCUCAAUGGACUACACUCAGGAAAAGUCUCUUUUUUGUCGGAUCAGUGGGGGCCGAGAGCGGGAUAUGAACAUCCGCUAUCACCCUUUCCGCCUCACCCCUUACCUGAUGAAGGUGCGAGAUCCGGACAACGCUGAGGGGCAGCCCUGCUGUCUGCUAAUCGCAGAGAAGAUCCACUCUGGAUAUGAGGCACCACGAAUACCUCCAGAUAAGCGUAUUUUCACCACCAGGCAUACGCCCAGCUGUGUGUUCCAGGAGGUAGAUGAGAGAGCUGUCCCUCUCCUCGGCUACCUCCCGCAGGACCUUAUCGGUAUGCCUGUUUUGUGUUUCAUUCAUCCUGAGGACCGGCCACUCAUGCUUGCCAUACACACUAAAGUCUUACAGCAGGCCGGCCAGCCUUUCAGCCACUCUCCCAUCCGCCUGUGCGCACGUUCUGGGGAGUACGUCACCAUCGACACAAGCUGGAGCAGUUUUGUCAAUCCGUGGAGUCGCAAAGUUUCCUUCAUUCUUGGAAGGCACAAAGUUCGCACAAGUCCUCUCAAUGAAGAUGUCUUUACUGCUCCCAAAGGGGCCGAAAUGAAGCCUCUAGACCCAGACAUUCAGGAACUGUCCGAGAAGAUCCACAGGACAUUGAUGCAGCCUGUACAUAGCACGUCCUCUGGUGGUGGGAAUGGUAGUGGCGGCAGCAACGCAUCUCAAGAACCAUUUCACUGCAAUGCUUCAUCCAGUGACAGCAACGCCAUGGUCAUCGAGGAGAGGAGAGAGCCCAAACCUAUGACCUUUCAGGAGCUUUGCCACAAUGUCCACACAGGGAAGAGUGGGGGCCAGCAGACCUUCCUGGGCUCCAGGGUCAUACGACCACCUCACCGAGGACAUUUUCAAGCUCUCGCUCCGGCUCGCACGGUCCCUCCAGCCAGCAUAGACAACACUCCUCCUGACACGGCGGCUCCUCGAAUCCCUGAAGAGCUGACUCGAAAAGAGACCUCCAACUAUUCCUACCAGCAGAUCAACUGCCUGGACAGCAUUAUCAGGUACCUGGAGAGCUGUAACCUCCCCGGCACAGUGAAGAGGAAAUGUGGCUCCUCAUCGUACGCCUCGUCCACCUCCACCUCAGAGGAGGAGAAACAGAGGACCGGGGAGAGCGAUAAGGAAGAUCCCUCGGCUGGCCCACCACAGCGGCAGGAUCUGCCUCCUCCACCCACACCAGCAGCAGUGGGCUCCUCGCCUCUGGCUCCUCUACCCCCCAGCAAGGCAGAGAGCGUGGUGUCCAUCACUAGCCAAGGAAGCUUCAGCAGCACAAUUGUCCAUGUGGGAGACAAAAAAGCGCCAGACUCGGCUGAAAUGGUGCCUUUGGAGGAGUCCCCGUGCCCAGCAGCCCCACCACCUCCACUGCGACCGCUGGGGCUGACCAAAGAAGUCCUCUCUGCCCACACUCAACGGGAGGAGCAAGCCUUCCUAACCCGCGUACACAACCUCAGCCAGCUGCGGGUGUUUGACCCUGUUCCUGCGGGAGCAUGGGAAGAGCAGAGCCAGCGGGGUCCUAGAGGAGCUAAGCCCUCCCGAUCCCACCAACACCACCACAGCUCUGCCAGCAAUCCUGCCCCCCCAUCGCGAGAGGGGACAAAUAAUGGAGGUCGUCGGGGCAAAAGCCGAAAAUCCAAAGCAAAGCGGCCGAAGCAAGGCAUACAUUUGUCACCCACUUCCAUGCCAACGACCAACCUCCCCGAGGCUCCUCUCCUACCUCCUCCACCUCCAGUCAUCCCUGGUUACCCAUUCCCUAUGUUCCCCCCACGACCUCCUGCUCCUGAACCAGCCCCAUCCCUCCCGAGAUACCCUCUUGUCACACCCAUUGUUGCCCUUGUACUCCCCAAUUAUCUUUUCCAACCUCCCCCAGUGGCACCGCCCUUCUUUCCUGGAGUUCCAGGGUUUCCUACCUUUAAUCCCACCUCCGAAGCUCCCACACCAGCCUCUGAAGCCCCUCCUCCCACCCCAGCUCCUCCCACCCCCGUGGCCACCUGCCAACCCCCUCCUCCUUCCCGCUCCUCCUCCCCGCCCCAGCGGCUCUUCCCGUCACGGUGCAGCUCUCCGCUCCAGCUUGACCUGCUGCAGAUGGAGGAGCUGCCGCAGCUCAGUACUGGAGGGGGAGGACCAGGAGGGGAGCUGGAGGAGGAAGGAGGAGCAGCCGCUGGCAAUGCUACCGCUGGAGGGCCCAACCAGGGGUCAGCAACUCGAGAAGAAGACAGACAGCCGGAGAACUGCAUGGGUGAUAAUCAGGAGUCCUCGUCCCACCAUGAUGCUCUCUCGAGUUCUAGUGAUCUUCUGGAUCUCCUCCUCCAAGAGGAUUCCUGCUCUGGCAGUGGCUCGGCCGUUUCUGGUUCCAUGGGCUCUAAUGGAGGCAGCACGUCUGCAUGUGGCACCAGGAGCAGCGAGAGCAGCAAUACCAGCAAAUACUUUGGGAGCAUCGAUUCAUCGGAGACAGAUUUGAGGGUUAAAAAGGCAGAGCGGGAAGAGGCCGAGAGGAAAGUUAUCAGAUAUGUCAUGCAGGACCCACUGUGGCUACUGAUGGCGAAUGCCGACCAUGAUGUGAUGAUGUCGUACCAGAUCCCCUCAAGAGACAUGGAAAGUGUCCUUAAGGAAGAUCGGGAGAAGCUAAAGCAACUCCAGAGAAACCAGCCUAGGUUUAGCGAGGAGCAGAAGAGGGAGCUGGGGGAGGUCCAUAGCUGGGUCAGAAGAGGACGAUUACCGCAUGUCAUCAAUAUCACUGCCUGCACAGGUUGCUCUCCGGAUGCACCUCCAUACGAAGAAGACCUGGACCUCUCGAUAAUGAUGGAAGAGGGAGGAGAGUGCACAGAGGGGGGAGAAGAGGCCAGGGCUAAAACGACGGCAAGCUGAAAAGCCUCCUUGCUUCUUCUGAGCUGAUCAGUGACAAUCCUAAGCUGCCUUAUAGACAAUCUUGCCAGUGAUUCACUUGCUAGAACUGCUGGAGCGCCCACGCACUGCCGCUGGGAGGGGCUGGAAGAUGGACCAAGCUGCAAAGGUGACAUUUCCCGUCUUCUCCGCUCUGAUUCAGCCGCAGUGGAUUUCCACAAUACGAAGUUUGGGUUUCGCAGAACCUCUAAGUGCUAUCCUCGUGGGCUACAAAAAAUAAACUAGAUGGCUUAACCAGGCCACCAUUGUGAAGGAUGAAAGGGAUCGGAUGAAUGUGUUUAUUUUUCCCUAUAUAUAUUUUUUUAAUUUAUCAUCUUGUGAAAGUUAGGGGAAAGAAAAUGCUUUAUGUUUUGGGCUGCUGGUCAACGUGCCGUUGUCCGCUGUUCGAACAGUUUUUGUAAAUAAAGAUCUGUUGUUUUUUUAUUCCUUA
Molecule: messenger RNA, 4680 nt
Organism: Rana temporaria (common frog)
Lineage: Eukaryota; Metazoa; Chordata; Amphibia; Anura; Ranidae
Gene: PER1
Product: period circadian regulator 1
Exons: 23
Coding region: 513-4214 (1233 amino acids)
Biological process (GO): entrainment of circadian clock by photoperiod; negative regulation of transcription by RNA polymerase II; circadian regulation of gene expression
Cellular component (GO): nucleus; cytoplasm
Molecular function (GO): transcription corepressor binding; transcription cis-regulatory region binding
Source: RefSeq, a predicted model, not a curated record